This is a messenger RNA of Parus major (Great Tit), 9651 nucleotides long. It is a transcript of the gene STN1, whose product is annotated as STN1 subunit of CST complex. Gene Ontology annotation, cellular component: DNA replication factor A complex; site of double-strand break; CST complex. Gene Ontology annotation, biological process: DNA replication; double-strand break repair via homologous recombination; nucleotide-excision repair. Gene Ontology annotation, molecular function: single-stranded telomeric DNA binding. NCBI's taxonomy places the organism in Eukaryota, Metazoa, Chordata, Aves, Passeriformes, Paridae. The coding region runs from base 570 to 1658 and encodes 362 amino acids. The record is from RefSeq and is a predicted model, not a curated record. The transcript has 10 exons.
AUGACAGAGGGUGUUACAAAACCCAGCUGUUGACUCUGCUCCUCUUUCCACAAGUUGCUUUGUCUGUGGCAGGAAUGGCUGAUCUAUGAAGCAGUUUUUGACAGCUGCAGUUUCUGGCCUAAUUUAUUCAAGUAAACCAGUGGUGACUUUAAGUUGUUUUAAUGCACUGGGUUGGCAACUCCAACUGUUUAGGAGCUGUUUCCAGUGUAAAUUGUCAGUGCUACCAUAGUAGUGGCAGCCUUAGUGGAAGAGUGAAAGCCUGGUAGGAUGUUUAAGUUGCCAGUAUGAGUGCAUAAAUUCUGUUUGUGAUUCAUAGCUACCUUGAGAAAGAGUUUUUGCAGCAGUGUGCUAGCACUUGCAGAACAAUUGCAGACAGCUGCUGGCAAGACACAUUUUCUUGGCUCAAAAUGAUUAAUCUCAAGCUAAGGCAAUUUUCUCCAAGAGCUCUGGUUGUUAAUCAAAUUUGGAGAAAAGACAACAAGAAACAUUAAAACAGAUACUCUUCUUUGAGGUUUCAAUUGCACUGGGAUUGGAAGAAGACUGUUUACCUUUUUUGGAAAAGGUUUUGGAUGCAGUCUGAGUCAAAGUAUGAAGAAGAGAUGCCUUCUCUGCACUGGGGGAUAGAUCCUGUAUUUUCUGCCUUUGCAAGACUCUAUAUUAAAGAUAUUAUAGAAAUGAGAGAAUCUAAACAGGUGCCAGGUAUAUUCUUUUAUAAUGGCCAUCCGAUAAGACAGGUGGAUGUUGUUGGGAUAGUGGUUCAAACAAAGGAGCGAGAUGCCUUUUAUAAUUGUGGAGUGGAUGAUAGUACUGGAGUUAUAAAUUGUGUCUGCUGGAAAAAUCCCAUGGUAGCAGAAACACCUUUAUCAGGUCAGCCAAGCACAUCGAGCAGUCUCAAUGUGUUUGAACAGAUGAAGAAACUCCAAGAAACAGUGAGCCAGAAAACCAAGCUGGCAAUUGGAGAUGUCGUCAGGGUCAGAGGUCACAUCCGAACCUAUAGGCAGCAAAGAGAAAUUCAGGCUUCAUGUUUUUAUAAAGUGGAUGAUCCCGUGUGUGAUGUCCAGAUUUCAAGAAUGCUGGAGCUCCCCUCUCUCUAUAGAGAAGUUUAUGAUAAACCUUUCAAGGGCCCUGAGGAAACACAGAGCGGCCUGGAGGGUCAGAAUUUCUCAAUCCAUAUGCUUCAUGAGAAAGUGCAAAGCUUUCUAUUAGAAAACAAAAUUCAGACCUUUUACCAGCAGGAGUUGGAAACAGUUGAUUCUCUGGUGUCUCUGGCUGGUGUGCAUCUACCCAGCCCCAGCUGUCAGGAGGUGAAGUCAAAAAGUAACUCCAGUUCCAAAAGGAUUCACAGUGUUUUUAAGGAAGCAAUAAAGAUGCUACAAGAAAAAGGAGUGGUUUUCCAGAAACCUAGCAGCUCCAAGGAUUUAUACUAUGUGACUGACCAUGAUAAGGAGCUGUUUAAAGUGACGCUUGAUGUGAUUAAAGAAGACUGUCAAAAACCCAGGCAUGCUGAAAAAGGCUGCCAUUUCCUUCAUGUUCUGAGUUGUGUUCGACAGAGCUACAACCCCUCUCUGGCUGAAGUGGUGAUGCAGCGUGUCUUGGAACUGCUGGAGAACAACAGUGAUGUUGUCAGCACAAUGGAAGGAUAUUUUAUGGUAUUUUAAAGAGAAAAGAUAAGAAAGAGAGGUUGAGAGACUGUGAGAAGCUGUCAUUAGCUGGUAUGAUCUAGAUAGUAGAUAAAAAAGAGCCUUUUGAUUCUCCAAAUGCUAUUUUUGUCCAGCUUCAGAGAAAUUGUUCAAAUACUUCUUUUAAUAUUCUUGCUGACUUCCUUGCUAUUCCUAGUGAUAUCAAACUGAUUCUGGACAUUCUAAUCUAGCAGGGAACUGGAAAAGAAACUGCUCUUUUACUGGAGCAGGAUGAGACAUUGACCAUCCUCACAUGUGCAUCCAGUGGGCCUAAAGAAAAGUCACUACUGAAGAUCAGUUUACAGCAGUGAUCAUCUCAGGAGAUAUUUUUCUGGCUUAAAGACUUAUCUUGCAAACUUUCAUGUGGUAAUAGCUGUGGAUCUUUCUUUUUAUGUGAAUUUCAUACCACCUAGAGAAAGGACACACAAAAAGAAGGAUUUGCCUGUUCUUCCUGGCAGUGCUGGUGCACCUUUGUCUGUGAAUAUGUAGUCCUCAAUCUGGACAGCUUUCCCACUACCAAAGCAACUCUCACCAUUUUCUGUGAGGUAAUAUUCAGGAAUGGGAUCCUACAUCCCUUCCCCAUCCUGCAGCCUUUCCCACUGGUUGUCAAGCAUGUCUGCAUUCCUCUGCAUUUCCAUCUGUGCUACUGAUGCCUGUUGUUGCUGUUCCUCUUCAGACCAGAAUUUUCAAAGUCAUCUAUUGUUUUGCUGUUUCAUUUGCUUCCUACAUCACAAAUGGGAAAAUAUAAAUUACAUGCUUUGGAAAAAAAAUAUACAGAAGCCACUGAGACCCACUGUAAUCUCCUCUGCCUGUUGCUUUUUGUGUCUUUUAUUCUUUGUCACUGUUGUGGUAAAAUACUGCCCAUAUCUGUGCUUGCAGAAGAACACAAGGCAUAGAAGAAACAACACUGGCCUAAAGAAGGUUACCAUGCAAGAUGUUUGAUCUGGAAUAAUUAUAACUCUGUUAUGUGCAACAGUAAAAAAGCCAAGUUGUUCGAUAUUUAUCCUUAGAGAGGCCUUGCUGCUGCAGGGGCUUGUCUGUUUAAUUAACCUGUUUAAUUUAUGGUGUGGAGGUGAGACCUUUAACUUGAAAAGAGUACAAAAGAUUGAAUUUAUCCUUCUUUCCUUUGCACCUACCCUGUAGCAGUUGAAAUAGCAGACUCCCAGGAGGCAGCUGUAGUGGUAAAGCCCUAUAAGGAUUGACAUAGCAGGGAAAAAUAAACCAUAUGCAUGAGGAAAGCCAGUGAGUAGCCCCAUGUGUGCCAGCUCUCUGGUUUGUUAUAUUAUCUGCCUCACUCCAAGCCCUGGCUGCAGAUAUAGGCUAAGAGAAAAGCAUGACAAAAUAUUUGGCAUUUGCAUUCAGAGGCCUGUGGAAAACUCUGGCCUUAAAGAGAUGUUCGUAUAUAUGAAUCAUUCAUUUGCUGUGUAUUCCCUUUUUGCUGCAGAACUCAAUAGUUGGUUUCCUCACAGAUUUCCCUACUCCUCAUGUUGUUUCUCUGCUUUGAGUCAGGUACCUUCUAGUCAGAUCACAAUAUGGGCCCUGAACAGGUGCUGAAGGGAUGUACCUGUGCGGAAGGAAAUAGAAGAGGAUUAAGGAAGAGCUGUAGAAUAUUUGUUCCUGACUCCCUCCCCAUGCUCUGAAUAUCUCUAAAUCAGGAAAAGAAGGCAGAUUCUUAGUCAAGUGGUACUAAAGGGAAUUGAAACUUUAAUUUAUGCCUAUGAGAAGAUAUGGUUGGCCACUGGGGAGAAUUGCUUUUUAAAUUCCUGCUCUGAUUGUUGAUCAGUUUGAAGUGAUGCUUAAAAACAAGGCUAUCUAUGGAAGAAGUAGCUUGGAAUAUUGAAUCCUAAAUUCAAAUUCACUUCAGGAAUUGCCCAUAACCAAGCAGUACAUAUGGUUAAAUUGCUUAUUUGGCCUGAAUUUGAGGAUAUUUUAAAGGAAAGUAUGAGGUGUUUCAGACCAUUUGGAAGAGUGUGGCAUCUAAUUUAAGAGACUGUCUUGGCCAUUUUCUUGAAAUGUUCUGUAUUAGCAGAAGUUUAUUUUGCUGGGAAAGGGUUAAAGGAACAGUGCUAGCUCAGUGGGAAAGGUGAUCUCCUCUCUUAAGUUAGAAGAAAGACCCUGGUUCUCCUGAAGAUGACAGCUGAGUGUGUGGGCUGGAUGAGUUUGGGGAGAAAAAGAGAGUUUGGAGAUCAGGUUGCUCUUUAGGAUCUCUUUAUAAUAAAUUCUUACCAAAAUAGGAUUACAUCUUUGGGCUUUGCAGUUUGUAUAGUUACACAUGCAAAUUCUUUUGCCUCCAACACUGAGGCUGCACUUACUGUGUUUUAGAUGUGUUUCUCUGUGUAAAGUUUGCCUAAAAUCCCUGUCCACUGAUUUUCUAUGCUUGGAGGUAGAAAGGGCAGACACUUCUAUCUGCAUCAGUCCUGCCCCUGUUGCAGUUCCAAAGCACUGAACAACUGCAAAGCCUUGGAGAUGAGGUGGAAGGAACUUAUCUCAGGAAACACGGGUAAGUUAUUCUGGAAAGAAACUGUCCCUGGAAGUUUUUAAGUUGAUCCUUGCUGGAGUGCUUGACUUGUGUGAUGGAGGGUGUGUUCUGAUGGUGUUUGUUCCCUAACAGGAAAAAAGGGAUUUUUCUCAGAUGAGUUGUCUCAGGCAAGUAAGAUGAAUAAACACAAGGGAGCCUACAGUUUUUACAAGAGUGAAAGGUUAAGCUAAAGUUAAUGGAGGAGCCUAGAUUUAAGCUACACAGAUUCUGUCUAUCUCUACAGAAUAGCUGUGUUUUAAGCUUGCAUGCUUUCUUUUUUCCACAGUAGCCACCCAGCCCAGGUUACUCUGGUUGAGAGCACUCCCUCUUGCACCUACAGGGAAUACAACAUGCAUAUGCCUGCACAGCAGUACCCCGAGGAGCUGUGGGAGCACAGAGCUCACUGUAGGCUGAUUUACCCAUUCACUCAGUAUCUCUACAGUGUGCUUCUGUGACAGCAGUCUAGACAUACCCAUGUUGGUAUAAGUCACCUUUAUGUAAGUUGAACUACACACACUAGGGCUUUUACUGCAAAUAAACUGUCUCUCUGUUUAAAGAUCAUAUCCUUAACCAACAGAGUCAUAUCAAGCACACUGUUAAAAUUCUUAGACCACACCUAUGAAAUAUUGUGCAGAGGAUUCAGUGAAAGCAUGCUUUCUUGUUUUGUUUAAUUUAAAAACUCGUUAGGCAACACAAUUAUUACUGGUUUAUUAAAGGACUUAGAAGGUGGUACUUUAAUGUGAAGCUGACAAGUGAGAAUUCAUGUUGUAGAACUGCUUCAUGGCCAGCUCCAGUUUCCAUAGCAACAGUUAUGCCAGUAAAAGGUAGGUAAGGAAAAUGGAAUUUUUAAAAUCAGUCACCAUUUCUGUUACCUUAAAAAGGUAAGUUUCCAUAGAAAUGCAACACCUGAGAACAAAAAUUACUUAAGAAUCUCAAUAUUCUAUUCUGCCAAAAUGCAUGGUGAUUGCUUUUCUUGUGAGGAAACAAAGAAACAGCUUUACCUUCAGUCCCUGCCCUCUGCUUAUGUGAGAGGGGAGAUGAGGUUACUUCAUACCUCGGUUGCCCCCUUUUGUAAACUGGGAAUAAUACAAUUCCCCCGUGUAGGGCAUAAGCCUCAUUUUUUUUGUAAUCUUAGUCAUUAAAAGCUCUAUGGGAGCUAUUAGAGAAGAACUCUGUGGCUGUGUGGGAGAGAGUGAAUGGAUAAAUGCUGGAGAGGAACUUUAGACUUUUUUAGUACUAAUAGCUUUAUAUUUUUAUGCCUCACUUUCCUUGCAUAUUGCUUUGCUUGUCUUGUCGUCUUGCUCUCCAAGGCAAAUGAGGGUCUCCCUGGUUUUAUUUAUAUCAUAUUUUUCCUGGAAUCAUAUUUCUAAUGACUUCUUAGAUGACUUCAUAAAAAUAGAAAUCCAGAUAAAUGAGUUCUGAGUAUUCUUGUUCUGAAAUCUUUAAAUUUGAACCCACAAAGGUAUGGAUUUUACACAAUGUGCCUGGGAAAUGAAGCUUUACUUUCAAAAUAAUAAAUGACAAAGUUAAAUAUUGGUUACAUGACUAAAAGCUGUUACUGUUUUGGAUCUGUGUGUACUUGUGUAUUCCAGUGAUGAAUACCAUAAAUAGGAGUUGCUAAUUCAUUAUUCAACAUGGGAAUUCAGUGAGCAGCUAGUGAGGCAUGGAGCCACACAGAGAAUUAUGAGACAAAGUACUAGAAAUCUGUUUGUCAAAGAAAUGCAGUUUGGUUUACUUUGAGAGUAAGCUGAUCCUGUGGGGAAGAGAUGUGCCUAGCAAAGAUUUGUAUCUUUAUACUUACCUCUAAAUGGGAAGGGAGCAAGUUCAGAUCCCAUGGGCACCCUGAAUUUUGAAACUUCCUGUCAGUGCAGCGCUGUGUUCUUUAUUGCUGUCUUUCAGCACAGUCUCCAGUCCUCCUGCCCAACCCUCCAGGCUAGAGCAAAAAAAAGUUCAGCCACAAAGAUAAAAGAAUAGUUAAAAUAAUUGGUUACCAUCCUCCAGGAGUCCCAGCAUUACAGCAACAUUUUUGUGGAUCCUUGUGGGCAGCAGGGAAAUGCUGAGCCAAGGAUCUUGGGUUUCAUUCCCAGCAAUAUACCCUGCCAGGCACAGGGACUUUCUCCCUAAUUUCUUUCAUCUAUUCCUGAGCUCCACUCUCCCCUCUGACUCGUUACUCAGGCCCUUCAUUUCAUUCACAGUCACAUCCUGUCAAAAUCCCUUCCUCUCUUUUGUUCCCUAUAUCUUUCCUAACUCAAAUAUCCUUGUCAACAUCUGGCAAUUGAAACUUUCAGAAUAAUCCCCUUGCCCAACUGACCCGGCACUGUUCACAGCCUUUUCUGUUUCCAGCAGGCUGUCCUUUGCUCCUUGUCUAGGCACCAGAAGAGGCCACUUUCUUCCCAGUGUGAUUUGCAGCAGGAAAGAGCUGCUCUUUCCACCCCACUCUCCUGAAGAUUCAGUAGCGCCCUAAAUAUUAUAGUGGUGAGUUUUUUGCAGGUAUCCAAGUACAAAAAAAAAAAUGUAACUAAAAAAUAAGAGUCAUGCCUUGCCCAAACCUGAACAAGCAGGAGUCACGCCCCUGAUAGAAGCUAUCUGCCUCUCCCUGCCACUUGCAUGUCCUUGCAGAUCUCAUUGCAGACAUGAUCUGUAAAUCUGAUGUGGACUUCUAACUUGUGUGUCUCCCAGUUAGUGUAGUCCUCUUUAUAUUCUUUUUUUUUUUUUUUCUGAGAAAUUGUGACUAUUCUGAUGUGAUUAUACUGUGUGUCUGGGCAUUUGUCAACUUCUCUCCCACCACCCCAAGUGACUUUGGCUAGUUAAGAAGUGUGAAGGACCCUGAACAGUUACAAUCUGGCACUUUUUUAGGAAAUGGAUGCACUGAUAGAGGGAAGCCUAAAUCAGUGCCUCCAUCAAAGGGAAGACAGAAAGACAACACCAGAGGAACCACACAUGGGACAGUCUCAAAGAACCUGUUCCUGUAACUUAAGCUGCCACAAGAAGUACUUGUUCUGCAAGUGCUCUUUUAAGAAAUGACUGGACAGUUUUUGCAGAAGUUUCCUCACAGAGAUUGCCCUAAGACAGUCAUUUGUAAACUGGAAAUCCAUUAAAAUCUGGUAAAGCUGCAUUGGGGUACAAAGUUUAGCAACAGAUUGUUAAUGAUGCUACCAGCCUAUUUCCACUAAUAUCUUUUAAUGUGCAAUGCAGGCUAUACUAAUCUAGUCACAGCAAUUUACAAGUUGAAACCAGCCCAGAUUAACAAGAUUGCCUGAGAAUAGGAAUUUGCCAAUGAAAGAAAUAACCUAAAGGAACAAUUUUCAGUAAGUGUUAACUACUGAACACUGCAGUGCCAAUUAACCUGGCACAACAUGUCCUACAGCUCUUGUUUUAGCUUGCUCUUUGUUAUUCACUUCUGGAAGAAGGCACACUCCUCUACCAGCUAGAACUGGAGCUCUCUGCCACCUUCACAUCGCUCUGCUGGAAACAAGGUAAGGUAAAUAGCAAAUGUAUAUCACUGCAUAGCAACCAACAUGAUUAAAUGCAGUGUGUGCCAAGUCUGUUAUUGGCCUGGAAAGUUCAUGGUUCCUCCCAGGAGUGGACUUCAGCCAAAUAUUACAGGAAUAUUUGGAAAUAGGAGGGAGGAAUCUAUUCCCUCAACUGUCUUCCCCAACAAUGGAGUCCUGCAAGUCCUGCAGGCCUAACUCUAAUAUACUCUUGGCAAGGAACAAAGGUGGUACAGAAAUGAAAACAGUACUUGGGGCUGGGUUUUUCUCUUGUUGACAAUAUUGGUCAUUUGCUUUGAGAGUGUAGGGGCUGUCCUUGUGUUCAUGUAAAACUCUUUGCUACAUUGUCCACAAAAUACCUCUGAGCCAGCUGGUGCUCCGAACUGCUGCCUACACUGCUGACUCAUGUCUGUCAUUGUUUUCUGUCCUCACCUUGUCUUUUUUCCCCAAUAAAAUCUCUUGAACUUAAUUCCUGAUUCAAAGAAGUUAUGGUCUCUGUCCUCCUGUGAGUACAGUGAUCCAGGACAAACAUAACAAGAGCAAACUGAUGUAGAGAAGAGUUUUUGUUGGAACCCUGAAUGUAGCAAAGGAUGAGAAGUACAGAGGAAGCUGAAGGAGGAGGAUUUAGCACAAAGACGUUUGAAAUGAGUCCUACUGAAAAAGGCUAAAGAAAUAAUUGCCUAAUGAUGCUGUGGACAUCUGUUUGAGAACAGGCAGCAGGUGUUGCAUGUAAUGAAAGCAAGGACUUGUACUGUUUUAUUUUCUGCAGUUAGAAAGUAGAGGAGGAAAUGAGGUCAGGAAAAAUGGAGUAAGAGAACAUUUUGCAUAAACAGCUGAGUGAAUUUACAUAGAACACAGCAGUAUUUAUUUGCUUUUCCUCUGCCUUCCUUACACUAUCCUUGAACAGGUGCAUUCUGCAGAGUGUUCUGUCCUUCCUAAAAGACCAGUGCCUUAGGUGCUCAAAGUUAGAUGCUGACGUGAAAGUUGGCCACCAACAUGCCUUUGAGGACCAAAAUGUUCAGGUUAAUGUAAUUGUCACACAGAUGUUGUCGUGAACUGAUGAGAAUGAUCCUGAGGGUAAAGCUGCCCUUGUCUCACAGGUGGUUUGUGUGCCUCAGUCACCAGAAAAGUGGCUGAGAAAGAGUCCAUCAGUGAAGUGGUUCUUUAGUCUUGCAUUCCUGGUGCUGCAUAGUCAGGGCUUAACACAUGUCUGGAUCCAGAUAAAUGCCUGGAAUUGUGUGGACGGUGUGUCCACCGCUCCAAGCUGAAAAGCACACCUGCAUCAGCCCCCACUAGAGAAACUGUAACUUUGCUUUCCACAGAGAAUUUUUUGUUUUGGGAUGAUCUUAUUUCUUGUUACAAGCAAUUAACAUCCUACAGGGCAUUUUCUUUUUCUAGCAUCUCCACUACUGCCCUACAAAGUCUAAUCCCAGUCUAAUGACCGGAGAAAAAACCUAACCCAUGUCUACCCAUGGGAUGAUGCUGUUGAGGAGAUCCAAAAGUGCUCUUCCUACAGAAGUCUCUCAAUUGGGAAAACCACUUUGCUUUUGCAUAAAGGUAACAAAACCAACAGUUAAUGCACUCCAGUGCUGAGUGGUAGAAGUUGGAUGUUACAGAUUCUUCUUACAGUGCCAAGCUCAUGUGCUCAUCACCUGUGUUCAAACUACAGUUCCACAAGCAACUUUUCAUAAAGUUUUAUUUGUUCAUUUUUAUAGUUCACAGUCUGUCAGUCAAAUGUUUUCUGGUUUGGAUAUUGGCAGAUAAAUUCUUCUACUUUCUCUAGGGACUGUGCAGCCAAAUAAAAUCACUGCUUGGUUUCAGAAAGGGUUGAAUGAGUAAAAAAUAGUGAACAAAGAAAUUCAAAUUUCAAAAGGGAUGGGUGGAAAUUUUAAAUCUCAGUGUCCAUGUAUGUAUAAUAGAGGUAACAUGGGAAGAAAAUGCAAAUAAAGACUGUUUCUUCCUA